AUUCAUAUGGAUAUAGCCAUCUUUAAGAGAUCAUCUUGUGUCUACUGCAUAUAUUCGAGGAUUAUCUGCUGGUGCUUUUAUUGGUAGCAAAGAAGAAGAUCAACUUACCCGUGGAAUCCCUUUCACAUAGGAAAUGACGGAGGUUACCAUACCACAGAAUCUGCAUCCAAGGCUCAAGCUGUGAAGGUCCAGCCUAUUGCAGUCCCUGCAAUUCCGGUAGACGAAUUGAAGGAAGUAACUGACAACUUCGGGACGAAUUCUUUAAUUGGAGAGGGCUCAUAUGGAAGAGUCUAUUAUGGAAUUCUUAAAAGUGGACAGGCUGCUGCCAUAAAGAAGUUGGACGCAAGCAAACAACUGGAUGAUGAUUUCUUGUCACAGGUUUCCAUGGUUUCAAGGCUAAAACAUGAAAAUUUUGUUGAAUUACUUGGUUAUUGUGUUGAUGGAAGCCAACGUGUACUCGCCUACGAGUUUGCAUCCAAUGGAUCUCUCCAUGAUAUUCUUCAUGGAAGGAAAGGCGUUAAAGGAGCUCAACCUGGUCCUGUUCUUUCAUGGUUGCAAAGGGUGAAAAUUGCAGUUGCUGCCAAAGGUCUGGAAUAUUUGCAUGAGAAAGCAGAUCCACACAUCAUUCAUCGUGAUAUUAAAUCCAGCAAUGUAUUGAUCUUUGAUGAUGAUGUUGCUAAAAUUGCUGACUUUGACUUAUCGAAUCAAGCUCCUGAUAUGGCAGCACGUCUCCAUUCUACACGUGUUCUUGGAACAUUUGGCUAUCAUGCUCCAGAAUACGCAAUGACAGGACAACUGAAUGCAAAGAGCGAUGUGUACAGCUUUGGCGUAGUCCUGCUUGAGCUUCUCACUGGACGAAAGCCUGUAGACCAUACACUGCCUCGUGGUCAGCAGAGCCUAGUGACAUGGGCCACACCAAAACUCAGUGAAGACAAGGUCAGGCAGUGUGUGGAUACAAAACUGGGUACGGAUUACCCUCCCAAGGCAGUUGCCAAGAUGGCUGCUGUUGCUGCGUUGUGCGUGCAAUAUGAAGCUGAUUUCCGACCCAACAUGAGCAUCGUAGUCAAAGCAUUGCAACCUCUGUUAAAUACCAGGCCUGGAAAUGCUGGUGAAACUGGUCAAACGUAGAUCUGUGGCCAAUUUUUGAGUUGCUGAUGCUCUUCAGGCGAAAAAUACAGGAGCUUGAGCAAAAGUCUCUCUUUCACUUUCACACUGGACAAGUGUCAAGUGUAUAUGAUAUAUAUAUACAUAUAUGCAGCGAGAGAGAUUCAUUUCCAAGAUUUUAAAGUAAAUUUUGUACUCGAUCGAGAACAUCCAUCCGUCUUCCUUUCUUCUUCUUAUCAUUAUUAUUAUUAUUAUGAUGACCAUCGUUGAUGUUGAUGUUGAUGUUGAUGUUGAUGUUGCUACUGCUAUUUUCAGUCAGUCCCUGCUCUGCUUACAUUUGUUUGUUCAUGUUCAUGUUCAUGUUCAUAAUAAUAACAAAAUGUAUCUGGAUGUUGUACUCAAAAA
This is a messenger RNA of Coffea arabica (coffee), 1509 nucleotides long. NCBI's taxonomy places the organism in Eukaryota, Viridiplantae, Streptophyta, Magnoliopsida, Gentianales, Rubiaceae. The record is from RefSeq and is a predicted model, not a curated record.